This is a messenger RNA of Peromyscus maniculatus bairdii (prairie deer mouse), 12172 nucleotides long. RefSeq names its product glycine receptor alpha 1 (gene Glra1). Gene Ontology annotation, molecular function: extracellularly glycine-gated chloride channel activity; transmitter-gated monoatomic ion channel activity; glycine binding. The record is from RefSeq and is a predicted model, not a curated record. Gene Ontology annotation, cellular component: plasma membrane; postsynaptic membrane. Lineage: Eukaryota; Metazoa; Chordata; Mammalia; Rodentia; Cricetidae. Gene Ontology annotation, biological process: chloride transport; monoatomic ion transmembrane transport.
UCCUCUACGCCGCCAGUUUGUUAAAUUAAUGCAGUAAGAAAGUCAGUCUGAAGAUCUGAGGGAGUCUGGCCAGAAGAUGGGUGAGCUCAGAAACCCGACAUGCCUCUGAAAGGUUGAGCUCCUAAGCCCUGCUGGGAAGCCAUGGACCCCAGCAGCCCCUGAAAGUUGUGGUGGGCUCUAUUGCGCCUGCAGCCCCAAGCAAUGGGACACCGUUCCUGCAGCAAUUCCAACUUAUUCGGAGGGGACCAGCGAACACGGACUGCAAGGCGACAGCAGACUGGAACGGAGGCAGGGGAACGAGAUUCAGGGACUCGGUUGCGUUGCGCCAGCCUGGCACACUCUCCGACAUCUAACUGAAGCCAGCACCGUCACCUGCUCCACCACCACCACCACCACCACCUACACACACACACACACACACACACACACACACACAAAAGAAAGAAAGAAAGAAAAAAACCCUAAAACCCCUCGGGCCAGCCCAGGGCCAGAAAGAAGAUGCCAGCCGGGUCUAAAGGUCCGAGGCCAGGGCUCUGAUCCCCACGGAUUUCUUGCUUGCAUGAAUCUGGCACUCUCGACAUAAAAAUAAGGGUUAAAAAGAGAAAAAUAAAGAAAGAAAAGAAAAGAAGAAAAUAUACCCACCCCCAAGAGUGCCUCCCAGCGCCGCAGGGAGCCUUCAGCGAGUUGAGCACCAGCAGCGCUCUUCCCGCCCGCAGCCGGGCUGGACGCUCUCCGUGGUGCUGAACCUGCACGGCCGCCGCUGUCCGCGGUACCCAAGCUGUGCCUGGCUGCAAUUCUCCCCGGCUCUGCCACCUCGUCCCUCUACUUCCCAGCUCCCUUGAACAUCUGGAUUAUUUUUCCUCAUUGGCGCUCUCUGGUUUCGUGGGUGCCCAUCGGAAACAUUUUGCACCCCCAUAACUCGUGGACUUUACAGCACAAGAAUCUGGAAAAUGUACAGCUUCAACACUCUGCGAUUCUACCUUUGGGAGACCAUUGUAUUCUUCAGCCUUGCGGCUUCCAAGGAGGCUGACGCUGCCCGCUCUGCACCCAAGCCUAUGUCGCCCUCCGACUUCCUGGAUAAGCUCAUGGGGAGGACUUCUGGGUAUGACGCCAGGAUCAGGCCCAACUUUAAAGGUCCCCCUGUGAACGUGAGUUGCAACAUCUUCAUCAACAGCUUCGGCUCCAUUGCUGAGACAACUAUGGACUACAGAGUCAACAUCUUCCUGAGACAGCAGUGGAACGACCCCCGUCUGGCCUACAACGAAUACCCGGACGACUCUCUGGACCUUGACCCGUCCAUGUUGGAUUCCAUCUGGAAGCCUGACCUGUUCUUUGCCAAUGAGAAGGGAGCCCACUUCCAUGAGAUCACCACUGACAACAAACUGCUGAGAAUCUCCCGGAAUGGCAAUGUCCUCUACAGCAUCAGGAUCACCCUGACACUGGCCUGCCCCAUGGACCUGAAGAACUUCCCGAUGGAUGUACAGACAUGUAUCAUGCAACUGGAAAGCUUUGGAUACACCAUGAAUGACCUCAUCUUUGAGUGGCAGGAGCAGGGAGCUGUGCAGGUGGCGGAUGGACUGACCCUGCCUCAGUUUAUCCUGAAGGAGGAGAAGGACCUGAGAUACUGCACCAAGCACUAUAACACAGGUAAAUUCACCUGCAUUGAGGCCCGAUUCCACCUGGAGCGGCAGAUGGGCUACUACCUGAUCCAGAUGUACAUCCCCAGUCUGCUCAUUGUCAUCCUGUCCUGGAUCUCCUUCUGGAUCAACAUGGAUGCUGCACCAGCUCGUGUGGGACUGGGCAUCACCACUGUGCUCACCAUGACCACACAGAGUUCUGGCUCCCGAGCCUCCCUACCCAAGGUGUCCUAUGUGAAAGCCAUUGACAUUUGGAUGGCUGUGUGCCUGCUCUUCGUGUUCUCGGCUCUGCUGGAAUAUGCGGCCGUGAACUUCGUGUCUCGGCAACACAAGGAGCUGCUGCGAUUUAGGAGGAAGCGGCGACAUCACAAGAGCCCCAUGCUGAAUCUGUUUCAGGAUGAUGAGGGUGGAGAAGGCCGCUUCAACUUCUCUGCCUAUGGGAUGGGGCCAGCCUGUCUGCAGGCCAAGGAUGGCAUCUCUGUCAAGGGUGCCAACAACAACAACACCACCAACCCCCCUCCUGCACCGUCCAAGUCCCCGGAGGAGAUGCGGAAGCUCUUCAUCCAGAGAGCCAAGAAGAUCGACAAGAUAUCGCGCAUUGGGUUCCCCAUGGCCUUCCUCAUCUUCAACAUGUUCUACUGGAUCAUCUACAAGAUCGUCCGAAGGGAGGAUGUCCACAACAAGUGAAGGCUCUGGGGUGGGGUGGGGGGUUGGGAGAGGGUGGUGGGAGGAGCACCGAGGCUGGGAGCCAGGGGAGGAGGGAGAGAGGGAGAGCGCACACCCAUCUCCCUCCACCAAGUGCAAUAGAGACCACAGGGGUGGAUACUUCCAGGGUAUGGCAAUAUUCAACUAGCCUCCGAGGGCAUGAGUUGGGGGGGGUGCUUUUCAAAUACAGCAACUGAGGACCAUGAGGGGUGGGGUGGGGUGAGGGAGGGGGAUUGGGGAAUCACAGCUUUCAAAAUUCAAGUCCAUUGGUUUGACUGGGGGAGGGGGGUCCUCCUGUUUGGAGGUCAGUGCUGCCUGCCCCAGAGCAGGAAAGCGGUGUAAUAUAUGACAUAUAACCAUGCUUAACGUUAAUGCAAAUCCCACGAGAACAAAAGAUGCGUCUCUUAAAUCAGCCUAGUAACUGCUUAAACUUUUAAAAUCCCCCAAGUGACGGACAACUUUUCCCAGAGUAGAAAUGGUCACUAAUAAGCUUGCUGUGGUAUGUGCCCACAUCGCACCCUUACAAAUGCCAGGUCUGUCUCCAAACUGACCCCGGUGGACACAUGCCAAAAAGCCAUUCCGCCUCUGCUUCGAGAGGGUCGCAUGACACAGGCGUGGGUCGUGGAGAUGGAUACAGGCGGACCAACAGCAGGAAGUGACUGAGGAGAAGGGCCAUUGCAGAAGCCCGGGGAUGGAGAAUCCAGGAACCCCCACACACACACACAGGGCACCAAGCUUGCUCCUCUUGCUUCUGCGCUUCAGCGCCAGCCCAACUCAGUGCCAGCUCUAUGGUCUUCUCGUUGUAUUACCAAUAUGCAAUCUUUUUUAUUGUUAAAAAAAAAGUAAUAAUCUUGAGAAACAAUAUGGGGAGAGACUGAGUGUAAACCCAUGAACUUUUUUCCAAAUGUCUAUUUUUUUGGAGAGUCUCUUUGGAACUGCAAGUAGGUGCAUUAUGGGAAAGGUGGGCCUGGCUGAAAAAGGUCCCAAAUGCCAGGCGGGAAUCAAGUUUAAAGAUGUGAAAGAGAAGGCACCAAUGCUGCUGCUGCUGCUGCUGCUGCCCAUUCUGUUUACAGGUGGGAAGAGACAAUGAUAUUUAGAAAGUCCACUCAUUAUAUUUUGACAUUUCAUAUAUCAUAACAUGGGAAGCUUGGGGGAAUGACCCCAUUAUAUUUUUAUAAGUCUUUCUUUUUUUUUUUUUUUAACGAUGCUUUGCACAGCUUUAACACGUAGGAAAGUUAGACAAAUAUUUCUCUUUCCUUCUAACUCUGAAGUGCCAGAAGGGUCCCAGACUAGCCAGGGCACUCCAGGGAAAGAGACAGGGACUGAGAUGAACUGAGUUGGAAGAAGGAGUCCCGCUGACAGGUCUGGAUAUGCACAGAACCACCCUACCCAUGGCACAACGCCUGUCCCAGUCCUGCAGCCUGUGGCUAGGGCACAGGCGUGGCACUUCUGUCCUAGUGCUUUACUGUCUUGGCCUUGGAUCAGAGUUAGAGGUAGGAUGGAGAUCAAUCGCUGACAAUCAGCUGGGGAGCUAGGGGCAGGAUGGAGAAGGGGAAUGAUGAGGUGAUGCCUACCUGCCCCCUGCCAUGCACUUUCCCUAGGGAGUUUUCCCGCUCUUCCCUGUGGCAUUGAAGCUAAUGCCUAGAUGGGUCUAAAACUGAGGAAGCCAAGACAAAGACCAUGAGUUCUGAGUAAAGAUGCACUAUGCAGCCAGAGGGAUGAGAUGAACUGCUGGUGUCCCGCCAGGUUCAAGGUCAAACGGCCCGUGCCUUGCCUCCUCUUGGACUGUAAGAUCCAAAAAGACAAUCUACGUUUCGGCUCUGGGUAAGGGGCACAGGACCUUUGUUUACAGGAAAUCUUGAGCAGUGGGAUCCCCAUGAGUGGGCGACUCUCAUCUGAGGUUUGUCCUUUCCCACCGGAAAAAUGUUCAAAGCGGGGGGCGGGAAAAGUGAAGAUGGCCUUGAAUAGCCAGAGUUCAGGAUGAAGACGCCAGUUUGUGGAGCUGUGAGGUCUUCCUCAGCACAAGAGAAGGAAUCUCGUCACUCCAGGGCUGUGCAUCUUAGGAGAGGCUGCAAUUAGUCCUUUCCAGUGGCACUUUAUCCCCUUUAUUUAGGUUAACAGAUAUUUGUAAUAGAAAAUAACCAAUGGAGCCCUCUCCUUACUGUGCUCAGACUGACUCAAGACCAGGUGAAUGGGGCAACCACAGGAGGCACCAGGACACAUCAGAAUCUGUGCUGAACACAGAACCACCCAGCACCUUCCAAAAUGGUUUCCAUGGGAAGCAUCUGGAAUGACCCUAAGAUGGAGAAAUCAAUGAACCAUUUGCCCAGUCUCAACUGGGCUCCUAGGUGCCCGUGUCAUCAUUUUGGAAUGGUCCAUUGUGAGCUGUCUGGCCAAGGUGUCCAAUUCAGCAAGCAAUGGGCUCACAUCUUUGAGACAUACUGGGGAAUGUCACUGAAACCCUUCAGACUAUGAGCAAAGAGACAACCUGAAUCAAGCCUGCGGUUAAUACACAGAAUGCUCUUGGGUGAAUGUCCAAGCUUUGGUCUCUCUGACUGCACUGUGGAGAGAACAGGACAGUAUCUGAGCUCUCCCUGGCUCUCCCUGCUAUGAAUCUGUGUUUACACGGAGGAUCUUUGCACAACUUAAAGCUUACCAUCGGUUUGAUUUCUCAGGGCUCCAUGCAAGCACGUAGAUUUGUGCACAGUUGCACUGACCUACACAAUUCCUGUUGCUUCUGUUCUUUGGAAAAUUUGCAAGUUUGCUUUUCCAUACUUCUUUUAAUCAAAAGUCGAAGGAAGGAAGGAAGGAAGGAAGGAAGGAAGGAAGGAAGGAAGGAAGGAAGGAAGGAAGGAAGGAAGAAAAAUUUGAACUAGAUAAUUUAGGCCAAAGCUUUCAGGUGACCCCAAUGAACAGGGCAAGGCUUUCGCAAUUUCCCCUUUAGGCUGAGCACAAAGGGCCCUAUGCCCUGGGAUUACAGGUAUAAAAUGGAUGCUUCAGUAUAUGGGAAUCUGAUGUCCGUGCAGAGAAUACCUUACCGGUUUUGAAGUUCUUCUUCAGUACAGACUGGUUUUCAUGCAUAGUGUAAAACUUGGAAAGGGGCAUGGAGGAGCAGAUGACUUCAAUUCACCUCCAAAGCUGCAUCUUAUCCUAGGAGCCAGGUGGGGACACCAACUGCUUCUUACUUUGUUAGCUCCACGGAUCCCACUGGUUUCAGAAAUAAAUGACUCCACUCUGCCCUCUGCUGGAAUUUCCUAGCACCUGCAAGACCCUUCAUGGCAAAGGCUCCCGUGGAAAACGUGUGUGUGUGUGUGUGUGUGUGUGUGUGUGUGUGUGUGUGUGUGUGUGUGUGAAAGAGAGAGAUCUAUUUUUCUAUUAACUCUAGAAAAAAAGAAGGAAGUUUCACCCCAAUUAUUUCCUUUUCUAAACUAUCAAUAAAUAGGAAAGUAAUCCCUUUCAGAAAUAUACCAAUAUUUUCAUUGUCUUUUUUUCCUACAUGGGAGGCAAAUAACCAAGAAGGCUGGUUCAUUUCAUCCAGCAUAUGCAUCUUUACGAGCAUCAUAAGAAGAAGUAAUGUCUUAGAGAGGCACCAUGAUGUAAUAUUGCAGGACAGAUUGGCACUUCAGUCGAGAUGGUGCUGCCACUGAUAAUUGUCUUCUGUCUUACUUCAUUGCAACAUGCUGAAACCAAAGGGGGUUGUCACAACCCUGGCAGCGACUGCAUCCUUUGGAGAAGAUGAUAAGCAGAGUGUAUCCUCUUCAGGGCUCUGAAGGUCACAGCCCUUGCCCAGCCAGGCUGGAAACCCAGUCCAGAACAAUGAACGUCACACUGGAAGCUAUCUAUCAAUAUCUAUUUCAGGAACAUCUUCAGCACUUUCUACCCACCCUCCACCCUUAACUCUGCCCAGACAGGUGAGGUUGGGUUUUCUCGGGAUGCCUCUUGGAUUGACAAGUGGCCAAUAAGUCUGUGAAUCGGUGAAUGACUUCUACCCAUUGAAUCGACUAGAACAAUGUGUCUCCACCCAAGCAAGCAGGAAACAUAUUCUUUAAAUAGAACAUGGAUUCUGUUUUUCUACUUCAGAAAUUUGAAGUGAGAGCCUUCUUCUUUUCCUCCAAUUCUAGGGAACAGUAACAAGAGUCUAUGACGAGAGAGGAGUGAAUGUGUCUUGCUUUAAUGGCUCAACCAUGAGGACUGUCUGUGCAAGGAAAACAUACAUCCUGGCAAGCAUUUGGUCUGUUGUACUCUGACAUCCCAGUGACAGAGAAGACAUCCUUGAGUGAGUCAAAAUCUCAAGAGCAAUAAAGGAGUCUCUGGUAGAAGAGUACUUCCCUGGUGUGGGGGUUGAUGAAAAGCAGAGGCAGAUGAGGAGAUGAUGUCAGAUGACUGGCAGCCAUGUAGAGUUUUUUUGAUCAGAAAAGCCUUCAAAAGAGGGGUCUAGUAUAGGAGACUGGGGUACUUACAGGGCAGAAAAUGUUCCUUUAACAUCCCUUCCAGAUGAAGUGUCCAAAGCAUACAGUGAAAGUCAUGGGAGCCAAAGAUAACUAGCCCAAGACAAAGCCUGACAGAGAGUAUCCAGGCCUGGUCCCACAGAGGACAAGGAACUGAGUUUUGAGACUGGCUGGUGUCCAUUUACCUUUUCCAUGUAUGUGUUUUUUAACCUUCAACAAAUUAUCUCACCUUCUGUGAUCUUGAAGGAACCCUAACUUCCCAAAUUGUUGAUGAGCAUAAAAUUGAGGAAAUGAAAUGAUCCAUGUUUUUGUUAUUAAAAAUAGAAUAUAGAUGAGAUAUUUCGCUAAAAUGAAUCUGAUAGCUGCAGAUCAAAAGUCUGGAUCUUUUUGUUAAAGAACAUCCCAGUAUAUGAACAUUUAAGUCCUAGUUACCACUCAAAUGCUGGUGAAUACUUUUACUAGAUUAGAAAUCAAAGAUCUUGAUCAAAAGCCAAUGUUCAGUGAUGGUGGCUCACGCCUUUAAUCCCAGCACUCAGGAGGCAGAGGCAGGUGGAUCUAUGAGUUCAAGGCCAGUGUGGUCUACAAAUCAAGUGCCAGAACAGCUAGAACUACACAGAGAAAUCCUGUCUCAAAAAACAAAAAGAAAAAGAAAAAACAAAAAAGCCAAUUUCUCUCUUCCUUAUCUCAAAAUGUAGUCACAAACAAUAUAAAUUCACUAACUCAUCUUCAAGGUUAAUAAUCUACUAAAACAGCUUGAUACACAGGGAACUUGGCUGAGAUGAAGCCACUGAGUAGUUACUGAAGUCUGAAAAUGAAGAGGAGUGAGCUGAAGGGCAGGUGAGGAUCAGUGGUGUUUGGAGGAUACAGACAUGUGCCUUACCUGUGAUCCUGCAGAGGGGAAACCUUGUGCUAGGAAGGCUUAAACUUGGCUGGAGUGCAGAGGUAGGACAAGACCUUCCCUGAGGCUUUCUAAAGUCUAGAAUUCCUUUAACAUCCACUCAAGAUGAGAAACAGUGAAAGGCCUAGGAGCCAAAGAUAAGCAUCAUCUCUAAGGGCUGGCCUUGAAAUUGAGCAGGGUGAGACCCGGUGUGACUGAAUAAUUCAGGGCAAGAUGCAGCAACAACAGGCAGAGACGGGGCUGAGAGCAUCUCACUCUUAGGAUGGAUGCUCAGCGGUUCUGGAGCAUAGGACAUUUGAGCCCAAACUUGAAAGACUAUAUCCAAGGCAACCAUUUACUAUUUGGGGGUCUCAUCCACCUGUUUAGAAGGCAAAUGGUUUAACCCUGUGGGACAGCUGCCCAGCUACUUCUUCCAGGCGGGUGUUUGCGUAAAAAGGAACCAUCUUCAGAUAAGAGCCAAAUGAAUCGGAAACACUGACCAAUGUUCCAGAAAAGAAGGGUUGUCCGGUAGCUCUUCACUCUCAUCUCAGAUCUAGAAAUUAAAGGGGGAAAUGGAAUUACAAAACGUGUAGAGAGUCAGCUCCUCCAUCACCACAAAACAAAAACCCUAAGAACUAAAUAGAUACUUGUCUUGGGAUCCCCUUGUUCCUGGUCUAACUUGUUCAGUAGAUAACUUGAUUGCACAAUACCCCAGGCAGUCCAUUUCCCUGUUCAAGGUCUCUCCUGCUAUUUCCCAGGGCUCACCAAGGCCCCUCAGCUCUAUCCUAAAGCCAGGGUGUUGGCAAAACAGGUUCACUACCUGUAGGAGUAAUGUACCCAGGAACGUGUUAGCUUCUUUCCUGAGGGUCCCCAGAUCAUCUGGGUAAUGAGGACAGUUUCACUCUGAAUGGACUCUAGUGAAGGCCAAGUCUGACUUAGCGGGUCUCCAAAUGAAAAUUACACACUAGUCUUUGAAUACUUCAGUCUGGACAGAACAACUUAACCUAACUGGAGCAGAGAAUUCUCUCAUAUUAUCAUGUGUCACAGCCAAGACUAGACUAUAACCACAUGUGACAUUAUAAAUGGAGGUAUUCUCAAUUUUUCUGUGACUUUCUUCUUACCCUUCCUACAUUUGCUGUGUUAAGUCUGAAAGUGGCAUACUAUGAAAGCUGAGCAUCCAAAUAAAACCAAGUAGGAGGCAGCGCCUGAAGUUCCAAAACAGUCACUAGCAUGGGAGAUGGAGGACGCCACAGAGAAAGAAGUGGACGGUGGUGUAUUGGAAGCCCAGCUGAGCAGUCAUGUAAGGAGCGGGUGAGGUUCUGAUAGAUGGGACAGGACAGUCUCAAGCAGACUGAGCAAGUGCUGAGAUCCAGGGGCAAAGUGAAGGGGCUCGUGUAAGCAUUGCUUGCACUUUCGGGUGAACGAAUUGGAGGCAGGUUAGGAGAGGCGGGUCUGUGCCUAUCGGGCACGCUUACAGAAGAUGCUACAGAUCGGGUCUCAUUAGGCAGUUUGGCAGGACAAAGCAAGAAGUCUCCAUCUCCUUCCUGACCCCUAUGAUGUCCCCAGCCCGCUCAGCUUCUUCUGCACUUCUCAUGGGAGAACCUGCUUUUCCUAAACUUGGAAGCAUAUGAAGUAGUCGUGUGGGAACUCACAUCUCAAAGGUCAUCAAUUCAUCCCAUUAAGUGCUAAGAGUUUAUGCUAAGAAGGCUUGGGAGCCAGGCUUCUUUAUUUUGUGGUGUGUGUGUGUGUGUGUGUGUGUGUGUGUGUGUGUGUGUGUGUGUGUAGAUGAAAGGUUGUUGGACCCAGCUUCUCAGGCUUCUUUAUUUUAUGGUGUGUGUGUGUGUGUGUGUGUAGAGGUGAAAGGUUGUUGGACCCAGCUUCUCUAUGGGUCUGGGGUUCCAAACUCAGGUCCUCAAGUUUGUGCAGCAAGCACUUUACUGACUGAGCCAUCCCUAAAAGUUGUGGUUCCUCACGGAGCUCACUAUGAACACUAUCUAAAAAGUCCUUCCUGUCUCGGUUAACUGAUGGAACACACAAGGCAGACAGCGAAGACCUGUGUUCUUUCUGUUCUCCCCGAUGUGGUGCUGGGGAUUGAACCCACAGCCCGUGACAUGCAAGGCUAGAGCUCUACCCCCAAACCACAUCCUCAGCAGUGUACUGAAGGUGUUUCUAGAGCUGAGUUUGUGGUCCAGACAUCACCUUGUUGUUGAUCUCACUGAAGAGCAGCCCUGGAGGAAAAGAAGUCCGACAUGUUGUUUUCAUCCUUAGCUGCAUCUAAAAAUCAUUUCCCAACCUAGAGAAGAAUUAUUCCAGGCACACAAUCUGACAAGAAAGAAACAGUAUGGAGGAGAAAAUAUAGACAGGAACCAGAUGCUGUUCACGCCACCGCAGGUGCAAAUGCACAAAAGAGCAGGUUUUUUUCCCCCCUCAGGAACUUGCCUUCCUUCCCCUGGCAAAUUUAGGAGGGGUAUUUUGGGGAGAUGGCUUAUAGUAUCUCCCUCUGUAAAAGAUGGUCCCUAGGUCUUAGCUUGAAAGGGAGGGGUAUCACGCAAGCAGUUGGGUAGGUUAACGUUCUCCAUGUUAGAUGCAUUUCUACCUCAUAUUAAAAGACAUUGUGCUCUCAGCACGCUACUUUAGCCAGAAUGGUAUCAACGAAGCUGAAGUGUUGGAUGAGAUAAAUUGCACAUUUUAAACCCAUCCAAUUUCAUGUCAUAAUGAUUUCAUCUUUCAAUGCUGGAGCCAUGAUAAUAAUAUCACCACCAAGUUAAAAUGAGAUGAACGAGCUGGACUCCAAAGGGGCUCAUCUUCCUUCUCUCUCAUACUGGCCCCAUGCAAUGCCUACUGCAUGCUGACGUGUAUACUACAGACAACAAAGAGGUGAGGAGUAUGUUCGCAUUUUUUUUAAAAUUUAAGCAACCAGAGUUAAGCUUACAAAAGAUUGAUGUAGCAGGGGCUGCAGCAGCCUAAAAAAAAAAAAACCUCGAAAAACUGGAUAAAAUACAUGUCUUCUAAUAAACAAAAUGACCAAGACAGCCAGUUGUGGUGGUGCGUGACUAUAAUCCCAGCACACAGGUGGUAGAAUCAGAAAGUGAGUUCCAGUCCUGCCCGAGCUAAGCAGCAGGACCCUGUCUCAAAAACCAAGUGGCCAAGACAAGACCGGAAGUCCUUUGAAGCCCUCUUGUUAUUGUCAGGAUCAACCUCGUGACAGUCCUGUUGGGAUCCACGCAAGUCGUUGACAGUGCCUACCCAAAGGCUGGUACUAGUACAAAUGAAGUGACUGUCCACACAAGCCACGGGGCCGCCAGACCAGACUGGACCGGCUUUUGACAUGCCUGGGUGGUUACAAGCCUGGAGUGAUGCUGCAUUUGCCUUGUUUACCCCAGACUUGGUAAGCUCUCCAUUCUCACCUGAACCUCAGAUGUAAUUCACUCAUUUGAAAUGAGCUAGCUUCUGCCAAUGAGAGCGAUGUGCCACUUCAGUCUCACCCAAACCUUGCCAAAGCGAAAGACUUCCUGUGGACCUGGGAGUCACCUCCAAAGGACUACCCUUUGUCAUCUCUAAUUCAUCCAUCUAGGUGUUUGCACAAACCUAACCUGUCUUCCAAGUUCUCUGGCUUGGUUUUGAGACAGAGCAGAUGGUUCUUUGGGUAACUUUGUAUUUCCUCUUUCCCUCCCCAGAAAAGUUAGCUUCCAACUGAAAUGUGUCACAAAUCACAAGGGAGAAAAUUCAGCCCCUUUAAACAGGUAGGAAAUGCUUCCUGGAAGUUAAGACUCCCUGGGCAUUUCACCCCUACAAGGGCAUCCUGCCAUCCUUCCUAUCACAGUGCCAGUGUGGAUGUGGGGUCCAUUAAAGGUAAGAUGCCUACAAUUGUCUAAGUCCAAAAGAUGCAAGAGCCGUGCUUAGCUGGGCACUGUGAGCUGAGCUGUAAAGUACUUCAUCACCACAAUGGGAGAGGUUUCCACAAGCCACAUAGCCAAAGCAGAUUGCUGAGUAGCAGUCCGGUGACAUCUCUGAUGAAUUGACCUGGAAAAUUGGGUCUGAAUUACUCUCACGGAAGUUCCUCAUCCUUUCCCAGAAGAGAAUGUGACCAUGUGUUUUCUAUGGAAACUUCUUUGUAUAUAUGUAUAAACUAGGUAUGGCCUUAAAGCUGCAGUUAAGGAUCUGUCUGGCUCCCACCUUAAGCAGCGUGCUAAGCAACCGCUUCCUUAAUGUACUAUUUUUACGUCUCAUUGACCAUUCAACCUUGAACAGGCAAUUCUCUCUGGCCCCUUCCCUUUUUUGCAUGAAGUCAUUAAAGUUAUGGCAGGGUUUGUUUUUGUUAUUUUUGUUUUGUUUUGGGGUUCAGGUCUUUUUGGCUUGUAAAAAAAAAAUCUAUUUCUGCAAUUUAAAGAUGGAAUGUAAAAUUUCUGUGCUGUAUAUAAAAGUAUAUUUAUUGAGCCAUCCAUAGACACAUAUCCAUGCCAAUUCUAAUGAAAAAAAUUAAAGUUUUCUGAAAUUUUCUGUGA